GAGGCAAUAAUAGAGCGAGAUGCCCUCCAAGAGCGGUCAAGUGACCAGCUCGUUCAAAUCUCAAGCCUGGAAGCACGGCUGGAUGAGCUCAGGAGGUCAGACCAUCCCAUGGCUGCCGAGAUGAGACAGCGGUUCACUCUGGUUCAGGAGGAUUUGGAGAAGAAAAGGAAUGAAUUGGCAAUAAAAGGGAGAGAGGUUGAGGAGCUACGAUUCAACCUGAAUGACCUCCGAGGAAAGUUGUUGUCCCGUGAAGACGAGCUGCAACGACUGCUGUCAGUUUCACAGCCUCACAGUCUGCCCCAGUCAUCAGCUGAACAGCUCCUGGCCAAACACCAAGCAGCUGGAGGAUGAGCUCAAAGCAAAAUCUGAUGUGAUCAAAAAAUUGAAGAAUGAAUUGUCUGAAGCAGCCAAAGGAAGUGGAAUGUCCUCUGUGCUUUCAUAUCGUCUUUUUGAUGACAAAAAUGCUGAAAUUGACAACUUGGCUCAGCGUCUGGAGGAUGUGAAAGCCAGAAUUAAGGAAGUGGCUUUACAGCUGUCGCAAGGGGGAAGUGUAGAGGAAGCAGUGAACAUGCUAAAAAGAAUUGCCUUUGAUGGGAAAUUCCAUGAGACUCUGGAUAGUAAUGACAAUACACACAGCCUGGAGGUGUUAAGAAGAGAUCCAGUUGAGGUUUCUCCAAGUUUGACUCCAAUAAUGAUACCAGACUCCAAGGAAAAAUCCAUGCCCAUAAGCCAGGAAGAGGACACAAUUACCACACAGUCAUCCCAAGACCUGUCGUUAAUGUCAGUACAACCAGACGUCCUGAAGGUUCCAGAUAAUCUGGUCUAUGAGACAUUAUCAGCUUCAACAGAGUUAAAACAGGUGUUAAAUGAGGUGAUUGAAGGAAGAGAUAAAGAAACUGCUGGUGCCUCUUUAAAUGAAAUAGAAAUGGGAACAUCUGAGGAGGGAAUUGAACCCAGGUAUGGAAAGCCUUCACCUCCAGAGCAGACAGCUACUUGUGGAGAAAUUACACUUACCCGAGAAGACUAUGAAAACCUCUGUUCUGCUAGUGAUGAAGUUACUGUCCUUAGAGUUGAAAUUGACCUUUUGCAGAAGGAGAUAAUCAGCUUAAAUGACUACCAGAAAAAACUGGAGGAUGACUACAGAAUAGCUCAAGAUUUAUUAGAGGCACGUGAGGAAGAGAUCACACAGCUGUCAGAGGAAAUUGAGGAUGUUGUACCACAGCCGUUGCCCUCAGAGACAAUCCAGUUGCAAGAUCGAUGCUUCAGACUGGAAGAGCAGCUGUUGGAGCUGCAAGGCAAGUUGGAAAACAUGGAAACCGAUUACGAAGAAGAAAGAAAAUGCCAUCAGGAGUCUGAAGAAAAGUUAAUGGAAUAUGGAAAGGAAAGAGAUAGGCUUAAAGAAACCAUCAGAGAAGGCUCAGAAAAAGUGAAGAAAUUGGAAAUGGAAUUAAGAAUGACUAAGCAUAGUUUAGAAGAGAAAACAGACCAGUUGCAACAGCUAAAACAAAAGUAUGCUGAGCAGGCAGUUGUACUUCAUUGUAAAGAAGAGGAGCUGCUUAAAAUGAACACACAAGUGGACCAAAUACAGGUGGAGAUGAAAGAAAAGUUGUCUCACGCAAACAGAGAGCUCUCAAAGAUGGAGCAACAAUAUCAACGAGAGAUAUUAGAUGUGAAAGAAGAGCAGAUUGUUAGAGAAAAGCAAUUAUGUAGUGACUACGAGGAACGCAUGGCAGACCAGGUGAGUGAUUUAACCAAACUGGUGCGGGACAAAGAAGAGACAAUAUCCAGGAUUCGCCAGUAUUAUGAGUCUGAACUGAAGGAGGCAGCUUUGCAAAAGGACCAAGCGCUGCGGAAGGCUGGUGAAUGGCGGGAGAAACUGAGAGUGGAGGAAGCAGGCGAACAGAGCCGGGAUAUUAACCGUUUGUGCGACUCCCUUGAAGAAUUGAAGGCAGGUGUAGCCCAGGAGGUUAACAAGUCAGAUCAGCUGGAUACAUCUCUGGUCACUUACCUAAAGCAGGGGCAGGACAGGGAGAAUGCAGGUCAUUCAAACAGAGCCUCUAGCACCUUCAGUGAUGUCAGUGAGGGAGAUGAGACUGGGGAUGUUGUCAGCAAGGUCCAGAAACUUAUGACAAAGGUUCAUCAAGAAGGUGUUCAGGUACUGACUUUGAUCGAGCUGAUGUUCCUCCAGAAGCACCAGUCACAUCUAAACACCACACAAAAGUCUCUCAUUAGUCAGACUGGCCUACUGGGUCUUGAAUCCCUUGACAACUCUAGCGUUGCCUCAAGAGAGGUGUCACCAAAAUCUGGGCCCAGUGGCAUUGAUGCACUCGGCAAUAGAGAGAGAACACAGCUGCUUCGUCGCAUGGCAAGUUUGGAGGAGGAGCUUGGCAAGAAGGAGAGAGAGAUGAAGGAGAAAGUUGAACAGCUAGAAUUCCGCCUGGAACAAGAGGAGAUAGCAGCAGAUGAACUGAAAUUGAAUACUGAAGCUGAUAAAAGAAGAAUAGAAAAGUUGAGUGAGCAGUUGCAUCAGGAAAGGCUGUCAGGUGCAGAUCAGAUCUCAGAAAUAACAUUUUUACGAUCUCAGCACACUGCCUUGCAGAUACAACUGCAAAAAGUGCAGGAGGAAAGGAAUCAUUUAAGAGAAAGCAUAGAUAGCACUCAGAAACAGAUUGAGACUUUAAGAGCAGACCUGCAGGCAGAACGCAGUAAUUUCAGCAGUGUCUCAAAAGUACUUAAUCAGCAACGUCGUUUGUCUUCCACCACCAAGAAUCAGCAGAAUCAGGUCAUUAAGGACCUGCGGGAAACUUUAGAGAAGGAGCGAGAGAAGAUCCUAAUGCUCCGUGCUCAGUUGAAUGAGGCUGUGAACAAACAGACGAGUAUAAAAUCAGCUAUGGGCCGGGCUUCAGCACGAGCCAGGAAUGCAGACAUUUUGGAUAGUAACAUCAGGUCCCAGAAUGAAGAUGUUAAGGUGCAGCUUGUUAUUGAACAAGAAAGAGUCACUGAAUUGCAAAGGUCACAUGAUAAGGAAGUCAUGAAAGUUCAGAACCUGACGGAACAGUUAAGGAUUGAGAGAGCCUCCUCGAAGGCUCUGUUGAUGGAGGAGCAAGGAAAAUGUGCAGAGUUUACCAAACGGAUCAGAAACUUGGAAGGAGAGAGGGACAAGCUUAAGAGACAGAUCGCCAGUGAUUGUGAGAGAAUACAGCAUCAAGAGUCGAGGAUUCGAGAGCUUGAGAGUGCACUUACUAAGCUGGAGGCUGAGUUGAGAGCCCAAGCGGCCGCCCACGAGAUGGCAUCCCACAGGGUCAGGGAAGGAGAUGCACAACUGCAUGCGUCGUAUACGUCUGUACUAAACAAGCUGGGCGAGGCUGAGGCGGAAGUCUGUUCACUCCGUCUUAGGAACAGCCUGAUCUCAAAGGACCUAGAAUUAGCCCGCGAAAAGGAAAUGCAACUUCAGCAGGAGUUGAACACGGAGAAGAUGGCCAUCAACAGACUGGGUCUUCCUGCUCUUGCAAAGAUAAAUAAUUUGAAUGAAUACUUCGAGCUGCAGCUGAAGGAAAAUGUUGAGCUUUGUAAAUCAGUCCUAAGGUUGACAGACAACCGCCACGCAGCACGUUUGAAGAUUGUUAGUUUAGAGGCCAUAAUCACAGAUCUCACUGAACAGUUGGUCAAGGCUAAGGCAGCUGCUAACUCAAGCCCAACACCAGAGAGAAUUCUUCGUAAUGAGCGCUCAAUAUGGGAGACAGAACGGACAGCUUUGCAGUCGCUUAUCUCACGCAAAGAUGCUGAACUUAUGAGGCUGCGAAGGGAAGCAGAAUCACGGCUUAGCAAUCAGAACUUCAGUGCCCCUGCAGAUGACUUGAGGGCUCAGUACAUCUAUGGGAAGUACCUACAAAGCGAGUCAUGGCGCAAAGCACUGGUCUUUCAAAAGAAGUACCUGCUUGUGGUGCUACAGGGCUAUGAAGCUACGGAACAGAACACCUAUUCUCGCCUCCAUGUGAUGGCCGAGCGAGUGUAUGGUCCAGGGACUAGUUCAUCGAGAGCUCCUCAGCCGAGGGCCCAGCCAAACCAUAGAUUUAGGGUGCGUGUGUUGGUAGUGAUAGCUUGUUGCAGAAUAAGAUACAUGGUUCAGAGAUCGAAGAGAAGUAGAAGACUAGGCUCGCAAAUUCUCCUCCCAAACCCACCCACGUCGGCAGUCGGGACUCCAGAGCCUACUCAUGGCAGCAGGCCGGACUCAGCAGCUAGUGGACCAGGUUUACCCCUACGCUUUACAGACGAGACCAGAGCGUCAUUAACCUUCAACAGAACUUCCACUGCUUGCGGUGGGAUUACAGGUCACACACCACCAACCAAAGAGACGACAAACAGCCCUAGUCUGCAACACCAAGCAGCAUCAGUAACUCGCAGGAGUCUUUUUCGAGAGCAGGAAUCGAGCCUUGAUGAAUACAUUGAGCGGCUUGGCAACAUACACUCCAAAUUAGGAUUAACUCCCAGGAAUAAUAAUUAAUAUGAUUGCCAUUGUGUUUGUGUGUAUGUAAGUUGUUUUAAUUAUCAUCUUGACUUUCACAAGAUAUGUAUAGCUUUUGUGACCCUGAUUUUGCCUAGUAUAGAUUGCUAGCAAGGUGCAGUGCAUCAUGCUGUGUGCCAUUGAAUAUGCCCCACUGAAAGCAAAGGCUUUAAUGUUCCUUAGAUUUUAUGCCAGAUUAAUUUUACUGUUUUGUCUAAUAGUUAGGAAGAAAUAUUUUAUUACCAGAUACUUAUGGAAGUGAUAUACCAAUGAUGUUAAUUUUUGCAGCUUUAUAAUACGUUAAUUGACAAGACUUUUUAAUGCAGACCAUAUGUAAGACGUGUUUGUAGAAAUGUGGAUGCUUCGAGUGAAAGGGUGAGGAAGAGAGUUUUGAAGAUGUGAGCGGGUGUGAUAUUUUCUUUCCAAAGAGGAUAAGUUAAUGAUAAUAUUGCAUAUUUGUUUCUCAUAUUGAUCUGAUUUGGUGAUAUAUAAUUUUUUUUUUCUUUUCUUUAUAUAUGAACUAAUGCUAAUACAUGUUCCUCGCUAGGUUCCUAGAAAUCAUAUCAUAUAUAAAUGCAUGAUCCUGUGCAGGACUUCUUGCUUGAUAACAAUGUUUAAAUGAGGCACAAACUUUUCUUUUUCUCUUAGCAUGAAAGCAGAUUUCUUUAUUGAUAAAGUGAAACUAGAUUUUCCCUUUUGUAUAAAUUUCCAAUAGUAUGAUGCUAAAAAAAAAAAGCUUUGAGCCUUUUCAUUCCCACACGAAAAAGAAGUAAAAAGUACAGCUGUUUUCUUUACACCUUAACUUCCAGAUAUGCACUUGAAGGAGAAAGGAGAUUUUUAUCAUUUUUUUAUGAUGGGAUUUUAGAGUCGUCACUCAUUGAACGCCGAUGAAUAGCAGAUGAUUUAACAAGAUAAUUGCGAAUACCAAAUAUAGGUUUAAUCAAAGGAAUUGGUCUUUAUGUAAAUCACAUGCUAUAAGCUUCCAGUAAGCUGAAUAGAGGAAAAUAUUGUUAUGUGCUGUUUCCAUAUUUCCAUGCUGAUAUCAAAGUGAAUGUAUACAAGAGUAUGUUUAUUUUGGUCUUGAAAAGACGCUUGGUGAUUAUGGAUAUGUAAAUCUUCCUUGGUUAUUCAUUUUGAGUGUUCAUUCUUUUUUUAUAUGAGAAAAAUAAAAAGUUUUAUGCAA
Penaeus monodon (black tiger shrimp) is the source of this 5687-nucleotide messenger RNA. RefSeq names its product A-kinase anchor protein 9-like. The record is from RefSeq and is a predicted model, not a curated record. Gene Ontology annotation, biological process: signal transduction. The transcript is spliced from 26 exons. Gene Ontology annotation, molecular function: molecular adaptor activity. The coding region runs from base 221 to 4504 and encodes 1427 amino acids. Lineage: Eukaryota; Metazoa; Arthropoda; Malacostraca; Decapoda; Penaeidae.